AGGAGCGACCUUACCCUCCCUAAAGUACCUCUGUGUCUGGUGAAAUGUUUGUGUGUGAGGGUGUGUGUGUGUGUGUGUGUGUGUGCUGCCUUUUCUCUAAAUAACCUGUUGAUCCAGUCACUCAGUCUCAGGAGGCAGCAGACUCGGCUCUUCAUUUGUUCCCCUUUCUCGUGGAUUUCAUCUGACUAGGAGCUUCAGCUGAAUCACUCUGCAAGGAAGACCCUGCUUGAGAGGGGAUAGCCUCGCCUGAAGUCGCCUCACUGACAGAGCUACAUACCUGUCUGCGCUGGGUUUCUGUGUCCGUUUGAGUUGUAAAUCUGCGUAGCUGAAAGGAAAUCAUGUCAGCGAUACACACCUUGGCCUGUUUCCUCCUCUGGAUCAGCUUUGCCACCCAGAACAAAACCCCAGAUGUCACUGUGACGUGUUUUGUUUCCGAGGAGUGCUUGCUCCCCUGCAGCUUCCAGCCAGGCAGCAAAGAGACCAUCGAGUGGUUCAAACAGGACGCAGAGUUUUACAAAUUCAAGCGGGACGACGACGACGACGAUGAUGAUGAAGAUGAUGAUGAUGAUGAUGAUGAAGAUGAUGAUGACAGCAGUGAAGAGCACAAGACAGAUGACGACCGAGCCUCCAUUGUCCCAGAACUGAUUUCGCGGGGCAAUGCCACACUGAUCAUCAAAGGGAGCACUCUCAAGGACAGAGGCACGUACAGGUGUCACGUGAACACCUCGAAGGGCGAACACAAUGCUAAGGUCAUCGUGAAGGUGCAAGCACCCAUCAGAGGCCUGUCUGUGGAGCUGUCGAGGCUGAGCGGCUACGAGGAGAUGAAAUGCAUCGUCCGUAAUGUCUUCCCGGCUCCUCGUGUAACCUGGGCGACCGAACCACCCACUUUCGAGGACCUCCGACCGGUCACGCGCAUGCUGGCCGACAAACAGAAGCUGUACUCGGUCGACAGCCGCCUCAAGAGGCUGAACGGACACCCUGACCUCAUCUACAUCUGUAAAGUCACGAGUUCCUACGGUGGUCCGACCUGGACCGCCUCACUCAGGGAAAGAGUAGAAAUUAAAGGAACUGAAGGAAGAGACCUUACCAUCCCCUGCCACGCCCCUCCUUACCUGAACAAACCCUCCCUCAAUUGGAGCUUCUCCAACAGCGAGGACCCCUCCCACAUCCUCACCUACAACAGCCGGUCGGGGGACAGCACAUCCUCGUCAUACUGGGACAACCACGUGGAGCUGGACGGCUUCAGGGUCCCGUUUGGAGACGGGUCGCUGCGACUGAUGGACCCCAAGCACUCGGAGCACACGGGCAGCUACACCUGUGUGUUCUUCAUCCCGUACACCACUCACACCGAACGCACUGAAGUCACUAUCAAGAAUCCUGCCGAAGAGCAAAUCCUUUCAAAAGAACCGUCUUAUUGGUGGAUUGUCGGUCUGGUGAUUGCGCUGCUGGUUCUCGCGCUGGUGGGCUUGCUGGCCUACCUGAAGGUGAAAGGACGCAACCCGAAGUGCAGAAAUGACACCGAGGCGCCAACAGAGCUGCAUUUAGUCAAAGACUCGACAGCAGACAGUAACCUGAAUGAGAGCAGCCCUUUGACUGCAGGCGACACCAACGGACAAUCAGGCCCCCAGACCAGCACUCAGUUAACAUGAUAACCGAAACAACAACUUGGGGACACCCAAGACUACCAAAUUAUUAACAAAACACACAUGCAUACACACACAGCUACACAAGGAACUAACAGCUUCUUAGAAAAAAGUUUAUUUAAAAUUGUAUUAUAUUAUUUCUAAGUACUAUGUUGGCACAUUUGGGUGUUUUUGAAGAACGUUUGACACCCUGAUAUAACGUUACUUUUUAGAGUGUAUAUGCUGAAGUGUAGAACAUGCACUCACAGAACAGAUGCUUUCAAUGUAUUUAUGAGGGGUUUGUGAACCCUGAUAGUGCAGCUAUGAAUCUUUUGUUAUUUCAGGAACUAUUUAAGUGGAAUGUCGUCUUGUAGAGAAGCCUAACGACGGCUCCUGCUGAGCCUAAAAGCCUGUUUCCAAAGCUCUACAGUUAGCAGACUCAUUACCUUGUUAGCUUAGCUUAAUGAGACAUAUACGUUCACACAGAUAAGAAGUCUAUGUGCCAUUGACUGCUGUCUCAUAAUGGUCUGUAAACCAUUGCUUUGUUUUGGAGCAAGUGAUACAGAUGAGGUUAAAUAAAUGUGAAUAUGUUACACAGCUUACAAACUACGAUAGAUUUCGAACUCUCCGGCUCUCCUUCCCCUUAAAAGGUCAUCUCUGUUUAGACGGCUUUCAAUUGGUCAGUGAUGCAAAUGUGUCUGUCAAAGUUCACCAAAGUUUCAGAACAACACUGAAGUUAUUGAAAUUUGCUGCAAAAUGUAUCUGCUUUAAACGCUGGUAUGAUGAGACCUUUAAUCAGACAGCAGGCUAAGCAAACACUGGAACGAGAGGAGGAAAUGUUUUGUAAUGUUUAAAGUUGUUUAAAGUUUUACGUUCUUGCACAGUUCUUCAGAUGAGAUGAAAAUAAACAGGAAUGCAAAAAAACCCGCACAUAGUCAUGCAUUUAUACUUGUGCGUGGGUGUCUCUGUCAUUCUGCAAUUACACCCCCAAAAGCUAGUCAGCAGUAGCGCUAUAGCGUCCACUGUCUUGACUUUUGCCAGCCGAGCAGGCUAACUUCCAGUUUAGC
Molecule: messenger RNA, 2689 nt
Organism: Micropterus dolomieu (smallmouth bass)
Lineage: Eukaryota; Metazoa; Chordata; Actinopteri; Centrarchiformes; Centrarchidae
Gene: hhla2b.1
Product: HERV-H LTR-associating 2b, tandem duplicate 1
Exons: 8
Coding region: 339-1649 (436 amino acids)
Biological process (GO): T cell costimulation; cellular response to lipopolysaccharide; negative regulation of T cell proliferation
Cellular component (GO): external side of plasma membrane
Source: RefSeq, a predicted model, not a curated record